UCUCUCUCUCUCUCCUGAGGACUCAUCAAAAGAUACUCAGCAGAAUAUCUUCAUCCCAACAACCAUAAAAAAGGACCAAAUCCAAAAUUUUCAAAAUGCUUUCCAUAUAUUUACAAGCUAAAUUAGUUUUGUGUCUCUUGGGAUUUCUAGACAAUUCACAUAAUUUUUCCAUUUGAUUACUUUUGUGUAAUUCCCAUAUUUGGUGUGCAUGUUUGUGUGUGUAUACAACAGUGGCUGCUACUGUAAGUCUUCUCUUAGCUCUUUUUCCCUUUGCUUUCCUUUAGGGUUUCUUUUUUCUUUUUAUUUGCUCUUAUUUAAGCAUUCACUUCCACCUUGGCUUCACCUUCAACCUCUAUUUUCCUACGAAUUUCAAUUUCUUUUCCUAAGAAACCAAAACACCUUUUCUUUAGCGGGGGAGAAAAUUGUUUUUUUUCUUGGGGACGUUUUUGGGGGUUAUUUUCAGUGAUCGGGGCUCGAAUUUAUUGGGUUGUAUUGGGUGUUUGUUCAAUCGAUUGUUGGAUGCAACUUACUUGAAUCGUGCAUGGUGAAUUUUGACAUGAGCUAAGUUAUUAACUUGACGUCGGUGUUGAAGUUUUCUUGAAUUGAGAUUUGAAUGAGGAUGGCUUUUCUUCUCAAACUACUUUAUUGAGGUUGUGAUGAGGCAUUCUGGGAUAAUUUAGGGGGUGGGGGUGGGCAACCAUGAGUUCUGGUGGUAAGAGCCGAGGAAAAAAGGAGGAAGGCAAGUAUGAGAAGCCGGUUAGGAUAUCAGUUGAAGGAGUUUCAUCCCAGGGAUCAAUCACGGGCCAGGAUGAUUUAUGCAUUGAUGCUAGAGUGCUUGUUGACCCAAAAUCCCUUUUUAUUGGGUCAAAAAUUGGUGAGGGAGCCCAUGGAAAAGUUUAUCAAGGAAGGUAUGGUGACCGUAUUGUUGCCAUUAAAGUUCUUAACUGUGGGAAUACAUCUGAAGAGAGAAGUGUCCUUGAGAGUAGGUUUGUUCGGGAAGUGACAAUGAUGUCUAGAGUAAAGCAUGAGAACCUUGUGAAGUUUAUUGGAGCUUGCAAGGAUCCUUUGAUGGUGAUAGUUACUGAGUUGUUGCCUGGGAUGUCACUUCGGAAGUAUCUAGGCAGCAUCCGUCCUAAGCAGUUGGAUCUGCACGUGGCAUUAAAUUUUGCUCUUGAUAUUGCUCGAGCCAUGGAAUGUUUACAUGCAAAUGGAAUUAUCCAUAGAGACCUAAAACCUGACAACUUGCUGCUUACGGAGAAUCAAAAGUCUGUGAAGCUUGCAGAUUUUGGUCUUGCGAGAGAAGAAUCAGUCACUGAAAUGAUGACUGCAGAAACUGGGACGUACCGCUGGAUGGCACCUGAGUUAUACAGUACUGUGACACUUCGUCAGGGGGAGAAGAAGCAUUACAAUAACAAAGUUGAUGUUUACAGUUUUGGCAUUGUCCUCUGGGAAUUACUGACGAAUCGUAUGCCAUUUGAGGGAAUGUCAAAUUUGCAGGCUGCUUAUGCUGCUGCUUUUAAGCAAGAGAGGCCCAGUCUUCCAGAGGACACUCCACCUGAGCUUGCUUAUAUAAUUCAAUCAUGCUGGGUUGAAGAUCCUAAUAUGCGUCCCAGCUUCAGCCAGAUCAUUCGGAUGCUUAAUGAAUUUCUCCUUACACUUAGACCAACUCCACCAUCUUUGCCAGAAACCAAUUCCUCUGACGGUGAAUUGACAAAUAAUGGUGCCAUUAUCGAGUUCUCUACUCGAGCAAAAGGGAAAUUUGCUUUCCUUCGCCAACUUUUUGCUACAAAGAAGGCCUUGAACUCGUAGCGACAGGGUAAACUUGAUAAGUUGUAUUUGGGUUGCCAGCUUGGGGGGAACGGAUGCAGUAGGUUUUACUUGUUUGCAUCGGGGAAAUCAAUUCAGUCGGACCUCAUGGUGGAGAACCUGUGUAGAUCAAUGUACUUAGCAAUAUCUCCGUUCCGGAGAAUCUCUUAAAAAUUGCAGCAGGGAACAUUAUUAUCUUCCAUGAAUUUUUCAAACUGGUCCGAAUUGAAUUGGAAGUGGAUGAAAAUUUUGUUGCUGUAAACUUGGAUUGCUCAAUCAAGAUUCUGACAGCGGCUUAUAAUUUUGCUCA
This is a messenger RNA of Sesamum indicum (sesame), 2116 nucleotides long. Its product is annotated as Protein kinase superfamily protein. Lineage: Eukaryota; Viridiplantae; Streptophyta; Magnoliopsida; Lamiales; Pedaliaceae. Gene Ontology annotation, molecular function: protein serine/threonine kinase activity; ATP binding. Gene Ontology annotation, biological process: protein phosphorylation. The record is from RefSeq and is a predicted model, not a curated record.